UAGGAAGUUUUUAUAUACUACAUAGGGAAGAGUGAAAAUUUGAAAUUUAAAGGCAGUGGCACAAAAAAAAAUUCUUCACAAUAAUUAUUAAUAAAUAAAUUUUAAGAAAACGCAAAAAUGGAUCUUGUUACUUUUUGUCACGAAGUUCCUAAAGUUGAAUUACACGCUCACUUAAAUGGUUCACUAAGCCGUUCUACAAUGCUCCAGCUGCAGCGAUGCCUCGCAGAUUUAGGCAUGACAGAUAAAUCUAACGCUUUUCUAGACGAAUUUCAAAUGAGUUCUGGUGAUUCAAUAAAUUUAUCUGAAGUUUUUCCAUUAUUUGUCAUAGCACAUGAACUGACAAGUAUUCCACAAACACUAGCUAUGGCAACGGCUCUGACUCUCCAAGAAUUUGAAGAUGAUGGUUGCUGUUAUAUUGAAUUAAGAAGCACACCUAAGGAAACCUUGCACAUGUCCUAUAAACAAUAUAUAGAAGCAAUUAUUCAAACAUUGAAAAAUAAUACUGCCUCAAUUAUAGCAUGUCUUAUAAUAUCCAUAAAUAGGAGUAGCCAACAACAAGAAAUAGAGAUCAUAACAGACUUGGCAAUUGAAUAUCACAAAAAGUAUCCAGAUUUAGUUGUUGGUAUUGAAUUAAGUGGAAAUCCGGCUGUUGGUAAAUUCCAAUAUUUUGUACCAGUCUUAACAAAAGCAAGGGAAGCUGGUUUAAAAAUAACAUUACAUUGUGGCGAAAUAUGCAAUCCCCAAGAAGUUAUAGAAAUGCUUAAAUUUAAACCAGAACGUAUUGGCCAUGCAGUUUGUAUACAUCCAUUAUAUGGUGGCAAUGAUGAGAUAUGGCAAUUAUUGUGCAAAUCACAGAUACCUGUUGAGGUUUGCUUAACAAGUAAUGUCAGUACAAAAUCAACUCCAGAUUACAGUUCACAUCAUUUUAAAGAACUUUAUAAUGCAAAUAUUCCUAUAUCUAUAUGUACUGAUGAUAAAGGAGUCUUUGCAACAUCGCUUUCGCAAGAAUAUCGUAUUUGUGCUGAAACUUUUGGAAUAGAUCCAUCGAAGCUAGCCAGAAUAAGCCUUCGAUCAUGUGAUUAUAUAUUUUCUGAAGAUAAACGGAAGACUCUUAGUGAUAAAAUACUUAAUUUCAUUAAUAAAAAUGGAUUGUAAAAGAUAAUAUACUUGAAACAAUAA
Messenger RNA from Vanessa tameamea, 1179 nucleotides. RefSeq names its product adenosine deaminase-like protein (gene Ada). Gene Ontology annotation, biological process: inosine biosynthetic process; adenosine catabolic process. Bases 118 to 1155 code for a protein of 345 amino acids. The record is from RefSeq and is a predicted model, not a curated record. Gene Ontology annotation, molecular function: adenosine deaminase activity. The transcript is spliced from 7 exons. NCBI's taxonomy places the organism in Eukaryota, Metazoa, Arthropoda, Insecta, Lepidoptera, Nymphalidae.